Messenger RNA from Radiomyces spectabilis, 303 nucleotides. RefSeq lists its product as uncharacterized. The transcript has a single exon. The record is from RefSeq and is a predicted model, not a curated record. Lineage: Eukaryota; Fungi; Mucoromycota; Mucoromycetes; Mucorales; Radiomycetaceae. The annotation marks the transcript as partial.
GUUGCGUUUUACACCAUUGCUCCUAUCGAGAAGGAGACGAUUAGAUCCCUACGUGAUACGAUUGAAAACCGUUUGAAAACUCUGGGCAUUGUAGGCCGCAUCUACCUAGCGCCCAAAGACGGCAUUGGUGGCAUCAACUGCCAAAUGGCGGUCCCGGUCGAUCAACUGGAAGCGGUGAAAUCGUUCUUUUCCUCGCUCGAAGUGUUUCAACAAAAGGACAAAUCUAUUCAAUACACCGAAGGACUUCAAGAUACGGAGACGGCGAGCUUCCGAAAUUUGCGAGUGGUUAUCAAAAGAAACGUG